Molecule: messenger RNA, 1243 nt
Organism: Trifolium pratense (red clover)
Lineage: Eukaryota; Viridiplantae; Streptophyta; Magnoliopsida; Fabales; Fabaceae
Exons: 7
Coding region: 13-744 (243 amino acids)
Biological process (GO): proteolysis
Molecular function (GO): cysteine-type peptidase activity
Source: RefSeq, a predicted model, not a curated record
GCUCAAGAUAACAUGGACGAUGUUCAGAAAUUGUUAAUGAUGGUUCUGAAAAGGGGUGAUGAUCAUUUGGAUGUAGAAUUAAGUCAUUGUUCAAUGUGUACUAAUUUUCUCAUGUCUUGCAAGUGUAUAAGAGAGUUGUUGGUGGGUUUUAUUUGGCUCGACAUGAGUACUCUAAGUGUUUGGUGCUCGUACAUUCAUCGUUUAUGCAUUGAAAACAACACCACAAAUGUAUAUGGAAUUUUGGAACCAACUUUUCUGAACAUUGUUGGUGAUGCUGGGAAAAAAAGUGAUCAGAGAAUAUCUCAAAGUAAAUGCAAGAAAUACAUCCAGCAUAAGUUACAAAAUGAAAAGAAAGAGUGUCAAUUAUUACCAUUUAACCAUGGAGGACAUUGGCAGUUGAUAGUACUUUGUCCAAAGAUAAAUACCGUGGUUGUUAUUUGUUCACUACAUUGGAAACUUAAUCCAAUAAUGGAGAAAAUUGUUUCAAGUGUUUUUACGGUUGAUCAAAUGGCGAAUGGCAAUAGAAAGAACAAUACCGUAUGGCUUUAUCCACAAGCGAGGAAACAAUAUAAUUCAAAUGACUGUGGAUACUAUGUAAUGAAAAAUAUGUUGGACAUUGUCACUGCUAAGAUAACUGAUUCUUGGAUGGAGGUAUUUAAUGACCCAAAAGAGUUAACAGCUGAGGAGAUGUAUGAAUUGCGAUUACGUUGGUCAACAUAUUUUUUGGAGUUAUUGGAGGGUUAAGAUUUAUCUGGGUGAUGAAUUGGUUAUUAGCUUUAGUUUGAGUCUUGGAAGCAGAUCAGGUGAUGGAAUUGGUAUUUUGGCUCGGAUGUGCAUUCUCACUGUUUUGGACUGUUUAUUUUGGACUAUUUUAGGAUGGUUUUAUGAAGGAAUUGGUAUUAGAAUUGGUAUUUUUGUGAUGGAAUUGGUAUUUUAUGAAGGAUUGGUAUUUUAGAAUUGGUAUUUUAGGAAUUGGUAUUUUAGGAUUGGUAUUUUAGGAAUUGGUAUUUUAGGACUGUUUAUCAGGUGAUGGAAUUUUAUGAUGCUGUUGCUGAGAAGCAUAGUUUAACUGCACAUGAAUUGUUUGAUGGAAAUGAUCUUGCUACUUUCUUAUCUAAUUUGCAUCAAGAUGUUGGAAAUUUAAAGGCAAUUGUUGUGUGGUUAUUGGUUGCUAGUGCAACUGAUUUUUAACAUAUAGCUUUAGCACUAGCAGCAAUGGCUCAUUCUUUGGGGUCUGUGAUGA